AUGCUGAGGCGCUGGCAGGACGACAUGGCGACGCUACUCAUCUUCGCCGGCUUGUUUUCUGGUGGUGUCCUCACCGUCUUCCUCAUCGAGUUCUACACGACUCUUCAGCCCGACUACGAGGAAAUCUCGAUCCGGCAGCAGCGGCUGAUCUCGGUCAACCUUCAGGCUCUGCUCAACACAACUACAGGCGCUCCGGCGUACCCCAUUUUUGACACGACUGAUGCACUAUCGGAUUUCCAUGUUCCACGGUCUGCCUUAUGGACACAGGGCUUAUGGUUCUCGGCUCUAGUCUGCGGUAUAUCAGUAGCAUUACUAGCUUGGCUCGUGAAGUCAUGGCUCCUCGACUACGUGAAGGGCAUGAAUAGCGGGAAUACUUAUGAUCGUGCACAUCGCCGGCAACAUAGACAUGAUGCUCUUCUGAGUUGGCAUGUGCCGGCAAUCAUUGCCUCCCUCCCGGCUCUCAUGCAUCUGACUGUCAUGUUAUUCUUGAUUGGCCUCGUCAUUCUCAUGUGGCAGCUAAAUCGUGCUAUUGGGUACAUCAUGCUAAGCAUGGUCAUUCUCUUAGCCUGCAUAUAUGCGGGAUCAACUCUGCUGCCUCUAUUUUGGCCAUCAUGUCCAUAU
Desarmillaria tabescens is the source of this 621-nucleotide messenger RNA. RefSeq lists its product as uncharacterized. The transcript has 2 exons. The annotation marks the transcript as partial. Lineage: Eukaryota; Fungi; Basidiomycota; Agaricomycetes; Agaricales; Physalacriaceae. The record is from RefSeq and is a predicted model, not a curated record.